AUGACCAAGGACGAAUUCUACUCGCUGCCAGCCGUCUCAGUCAACCCGCUGCGGGACCAAUUGUUCAAGUCGCUGGAGCUGUCGCCAGCGCAGACGAUCACCUUCGCUGAGUUCGCCAAGUUCGUCCAGAUCUUUAGCUACAGCAGCCCUCAAGACGCCAAGCUCAAAGGUUUGGGCCCCAGCAGCAGCUUGUGCUCCAUCCUGACACACCAUGACAACCUGUCACCACUCGCAGAAGCGUUCAAGGUCCACGACUUCGACGGCGACGGCAAAAUCUCCCGCGACGACCUGCGCGCGUACUGCGCGCUCGUGUUCCCCAAGGUCCUGGACAGCGAGGGCGACUCCGCCGCGCAGGCUCAGCAGGAGGUGCUGGAGACGCUGAUCGAGCACGUCAUGAGCGAGGCCUCGUCGGCGCCGGGCAGAGACUUCCUCCUCUACGACGACUUUGUCAAGGUGAUCCAAUCGACGGACUUCGAGAGCCGGCUCAUCGACGCGCAGGUGCGCGGCGAAGACGGCGCCAUGCCCAUGGACAACACGGCGCUGCUGGCCGGCGCCAACUACGACAAGCUCACGACGCCCAACGGCGGGGACACGCCCGUGGCGGCGGGCCGCGCGUCGGCCGCGCCCUCGCAGCGGGCGGAGCAGCAGCAGCAGGACGCGUCUCCGGAGCAGGAGCAGGGCGAGGGCUACGACGACCUCAUGCACGGCAUCAACUCGUUCUGGGCCAUCGUGUUCCCCGUGUGCGUGACCAUGAUCGUGGCCAGCCUCGUGGUGGUCAACUACCGCAGCUCCAGCAUCGAGGCGUCCAUGUCCACGUACCUCGUGUACGGCAACUCGGGCUCGGACUCGAGCAGCAGCAGCGGCGGCGCGGGCAUCGGCGAGUCGCUCGUCAACGCGCUCGUGAUCAUCGGCGCCAUCGCCGUGCUGACCUUCGGCAUGGCGCUGCUGUACAAGUACAACUGCAUGAAGUUCCUGAGCGGCUACAUCAUGUUCGCGUCCACGGCUAUCCUGAGCUUCGUGGGUGGCCAGCUCGUGGACGAGAUCGUGAACGACCAGUUCGGCUGGGCCGUGGACUGGCCCUCGUUCCUCUUCGUCAUGAUCAACUUCGGCUUCGUGGGCGUCAUCUCCAUCUUCUACCAGAAGGGGACGCCCAAGUUCGUGCAGAACGGCUACCUCGUCAUGGUCAGCGUCAUCCUGGCCUGGGAGUUCUCCAUGUGGCCCGAGUGGACGACCAUCACGUUCUGCGUCAUGUUCGCGUGCUACGACCUGUGCGCCGUGCUCACGCCCUGCGGCCCGCUCAAGUACCUCAUUGGGCUCAUCCAAGAGAAGCAGGCGCCGCUGCCGGGUCUGCUGUACGAGGCCGACGUGCGCGACGGUGUCUCGCACGACCACCACAGGCAACAGCAGCAGCAGCAGCAACAACAACAGCAGCGCCAGCAGCAGCAGCAGCAGCAGCAGCGUCAACAACAACAGCAACAGCAGCCGCAGGAGCAGCCGCGUCGUCCCAAGAACGCGCCGACGGACGACGUCACUACUGCGCCGCGUCCGUCAUCGUCGACUACGUCGCAGUCGUCCAGCAACAGCAACCAGAACAGCAACGCCAACGCGUCCGUCACGAACAGCACCCGCAACUUGCCUCCUCAAGUGCCGGCGGCGGCUGAGCCUUCGACGGGCGCAGAGCGUGAAGACCGCACCGACUCGUCCCCGAUCCCGUUGAUGGCUUCUGGACGUCCACGCAACGUGGCCGAGUCGAGCUUCACCACGUACGAAUGCGAGACGAUGGAGGCCCUCGUCGACCUGUUGACUCAGUUCUACGAGACUUUCAGCCCAGAGGAUACGUGGAAGGCGCCCCAGGUGGCGGAGAAGUUCUUCGCCACGCAGGACCGCUUGUGGCUGCUGAUCUUCCACAAGUAUUAUGUCUGCUCGUGCUCCAUGGACAUGCCCUGCCCCGUGCAGGCGAGACGCGAGCGUCGCCAACGUCAACGCGAGGAGGAAGACGAGGACGACAAGACCAUCAAGCUGGGCCUGGGUGACUUCAUCUUCUACAGUGUGCUGGUCGGCCGUGCCGCCAUCAAGGACUUCUCGACGUUUGCUGUCACCUUCGUUUGCAUCGUGAUGGGUCUCGGUGGCACAUUGUUCCUGCUUGCUGUGUUACACAAGGCGUUGCCGGCGCUGCCUAUCUCGAUCUUUCUGGCCACGAUCUUCUACUUCCUGACCGAGUACAUCUUCAUCGAUUUCUGCAGUUUCAUGAUGACGUUCCCAGCCGCAGUGUAG
Molecule: messenger RNA, 2274 nt
Organism: Phytophthora sojae
Lineage: Eukaryota; Oomycota; Peronosporomycetes; Peronosporales; Peronosporaceae
Exons: 6
Coding region: 1-2274 (757 amino acids)
Biological process (GO): protein processing
Cellular component (GO): membrane; nucleus
Molecular function (GO): calcium ion binding; aspartic endopeptidase activity, intramembrane cleaving
Source: RefSeq, a predicted model, not a curated record